Molecule: messenger RNA, 648 nt
Organism: Bactrocera neohumeralis
Lineage: Eukaryota; Metazoa; Arthropoda; Insecta; Diptera; Tephritidae
Product: protein NYNRIN-like
Exons: 1
Coding region: 1-648 (215 amino acids)
Biological process (GO): DNA integration
Molecular function (GO): nucleic acid binding
Source: RefSeq, a predicted model, not a curated record
AUGGAUAUCGUCGGACCACUACCACCUUGCAAAGGUUAUCGAUACUGUUUGACAAUAGUCGAUCGUUAUUCCCGAUGGUUAGAGGCACUCCCGCUCGAAGACAUGACGACAGAGACCAUUGCUUUCAAUUUCUACACGCACUGGAUCGCUAGAUUUGGAGUACCGAGUAGAGUAACAACGGAUCAAGGUAGACAAUUUGAAUCUACACUAUUCCGAGAACUAUCCAGACUUUUAGGCAUCAAGCACUUACGUACCACUGCGUAUCACCCCGCGUCAAACGGAAUUAUAGAGCGAUGGCACAGAUCAUUAAAAGCAGCGAUAAAAUGCUACAUGACAGACAACUGGGUCGAAGUUUUCCCACUCAUCCUCCAAGGUUUUCGUUCCUCAUGGAGAAAUGAUUUAAAGGCAACACCCGCAGAGAUGGUUUAUGGAAAUAUACUUCGAUUACCUGCCCAAUUCUUUGCCGAAAAACAUACGCACAACGAAGGUGAAUUUGUCGAAAAUUUACGCAAACGCAUGCAGUCAUUAAAGCCGUCACCAACUACAAACAACUCAGCGCACGUACCAUUCAUAGAAAAGAACUUACACUCAACACCAUCAGUCUUCGUGCGAAACGACUCAAUUCGUCCACCUCUUCAACCACCAUAA